UCACCCGCGGUCUGGUCCGCCGGAGGUUUGGGUGCCAAGAAACGAUUGGCAUGGCAGAAUUUAGUAUCGUAAUCACGUGGAGCCUCUUAUCGAUAUCUACCAGCUGUACCUAUGUAGAUACUGUUCGGUCAGUGGACUUGGUUCUGAGUUAUUGCCUAUCAGCACCGCUAUCAAUAGGCCUGUCUAAUUGCGCCUCAGGUUGCUACCAACUACCACCGAGUUCGACGGACCCAUCGGCGCAGAAUCGGGGCCUGAUAACUCGAUUUCAAAGCAAUAUUGAGCAUCCAAUUACAAGGUAGUAUCGUGUAAGUGACACUGUUGCGAAUCGUGACUAUUUUGUACCGAGGCAUAUAAUGUUUAAAAAGAUACCUCAUAUAUCUCUGCGUUCUUUUGCCACAACAACCACUUGCAUCACUAUUGGCUUGAUAUCAGUCCCAUACCUGCAACCUUCGCAUCGUGAGAGGCAAGAUAAACAAGAAAUACAAAGACAAAGACAACACCAGAAUAGCCCCAAAAACAACCUGCUCAUUCUCACUCCCCACUCCGCCAGCGCUAUGACGCAGAAUAAAGUCAAAACUCCGUUUGAGACCUUAUUCGCGGUGCACAUGACCUGCGACUCUUGUGUCAAGUCCGUUUCAGACGCCCUAUACAGCCUUGAUGGGAUUACCAGCGUCGACGCCAAUCUCAAGGACCAGCUAGUCGCGGUCAAAGGCACUGCUGCGCCGUCUUCCAUUGUUAGCGCCAUAGAGGCCACGGGUCGAGACGCCAUUCUACGGGGAUCAGGAGCAUCAAACAGUGCAGCUGUUUGUAUCCUUGAGACAUAUCAUCGAAACGAAAGAGGUGGUGACGCACUGGUGCCUGCGUCGGACCCCGAAGCCUCAACGGAAGAUUCGGCAGUCAGGCACAGAGAAGUCAGGGGUCUAGCUCGCAUGGUUCAGGUAUCCCCCACCACCACCUUGGUAGACUUGACGCUGCGUGGGGUUGCACCUGGUAGAUACAACGCCAGCAUCCGAGAGUACGGCGACCUCAAAUUCGGGGCAACUUCUACAGGUCCUAUAUGGGCCGGCGGUAGUGGCACGACACAACCUCGAGGUGUCCUAGGUUCCGUGGAAGUAGGAGGCGAUGGCCGCGGCGUUGUCUUCCUGGACCAUCCCAUUCAGGUCUGGGAGGUAAUCGGCCACGCCAUGGUUCUGACGAGCCAGGAUGAGGGCCAGGGUGAUCUACAGAACGACCAAAAUACCGUCGUUGGUGUCAUCGCUAGAAGUGCAGGAAUGUGGGACAAUGACAAAACAGUCUGCUCCUGCACUGGUAAAACGUUAUGGGAAGAGAGGAAAGACGAGGUCCAAAAAGGAAUGAUAUAAAAACAAGGGUUCUACGUCUCUAUCAUUUCGCCUCAUUCCAUUGGUCAGCCGAACAAGAUACAGGUAAGGCGAUGAUGUCUGAAGUUAAUGGCACUCCGACCUUGGUUCGCUGAUUCUAGAAUCACAUAAAACAUUUGGACACAUGUACCUACCUGGUAGAUUGGACGCGUCACAAUAUCAUCACGACCUUUGACAGCUCAUUGUUCCACGUGAAGACGGACGAACGACUCUUCUGACCAUAUCUAGACCCAGGUGUGAGGUCAGCCACCUCCGUGGCCGGGGCUCUCACCUUUCCAAGUGCACCAUCUUGAGGCCUCUGGUGAUAUC
Molecule: messenger RNA, 1688 nt
Organism: Xylaria bambusicola
Lineage: Eukaryota; Fungi; Ascomycota; Sordariomycetes; Xylariales; Xylariaceae
Product: Cu,Zn superoxide dismutase-like protein
Exons: 4
Coding region: 354-1361 (335 amino acids)
Biological process (GO): removal of superoxide radicals
Cellular component (GO): cytoplasm
Molecular function (GO): copper ion binding; superoxide dismutase copper chaperone activity
Source: RefSeq, a predicted model, not a curated record